This is a messenger RNA of Phytophthora infestans T30-4, 798 nucleotides long. RefSeq lists its product as uncharacterized. Lineage: Eukaryota; Oomycota; Peronosporomycetes; Peronosporales; Peronosporaceae. The record is from RefSeq and is a predicted model, not a curated record. The transcript is spliced from 4 exons. Bases 1 to 798 code for a protein of 265 amino acids.
AUGCGGGUGUUGCAUGCCCAGUCGUCCGUGCCCCCCGUUCAAACUCGACAGUGUCAAGUGGUCACUGGAGGUGAGAUGCAAGUUCGAGUAUCGGAGCCCAUGUCUCUACUUCGGGCACCAACCGAAAGCGAGAGUAACGCGCUUCUGCGUUCUCUAUUCGGAUCACACUUUAUCUACAGCUCUCUUUUGCACACGAUACCGAACUCUGAGCGAGGCUCGCUGUUUUUUAACGAACAAUGCUGCUACAUUGAGCUACUGACACCGACAGAGAAUGGCUUCAGGCUGGUGUUUUGCUCUCUAAAUCCGGCAGAGGUGACGGCAGGGAAGGCUCCACCCGAGAGAGUGACAUCAUUGCACCCUGUCUCCGGUUGGUUGAUAGCCCAAUCGUCUCAAACCAACCCGGAAACGCUUCAAUUCACCUUCCAGGCAGCAUUUACAGGCAAUUUACCAGAUGGCUGCGACUUUCAAGUGGCUCAGAAUCGCCUUCUGUUCCUUGCCAAACGGGUCCGUCGACUUGAAAAAGUGAUACGUCGACGCCAUCGACAUCACCGACAACGUGCCACAUUAGAAGGACGAUUGUGGCACAUCUUACGAUCGCCAUUCCAAGCUGCUGGGGUAUCGGGUGAUGGGAACGAAGGAGGAAAACGUCACAAUUGGCACUGUAUUGCUUGUACCCGUUCGUUUCUCCCGGCACUGAGUAAACGAUGGCGACGCUCGCGUUGCCGUGUACAGCCGCUAUGUAGUAACAUUACUUGUCUGCACGCGUUGUCGCGAAUGUAUCGACGUACGCGACAGUGA